GGGCGGGGGCGGGGUCCCGGGGCCGAGGCGACAGCGCUUUAAUUAAAACGGAAAUUGCGGCCCCUGCCCGCGCCGGGGGCCGCAGGGUUCCAAGCUGCCUGGUAGCUGGGAGCGUGGCUCCAGGACCCCCUCCAUCCCCGCUUCACCCGGCCAGCCCCCUCCCUCCAGGACCUGCCGGACCUGGCGCUGUCUUCAUCUCCCAAGUACCCGCGGUCGCAUCGGGCGGGGAUCAGUACCCCAGAGCGCAAAGCCUGACGCGUCCCCCCUCUUUCACCCCCUCCCCCCAACCUCCCACCACCCAGCCUUGGGCGGCGAUGAGACAGAGCGGCGCCUCCCAGCCCCUGCUGAUCAACAUGUACCUGCCAGAUCCGGUCGGAGAAGGUCUCUUCAAGGAGGGGAAGAGCCCGGGGUGGGGGCCGCUGAGCCCUGCGGUACAAAAAGGUAGUGGGCAGAUCCAGCUGUGGCAGUUUUUGCUGGAGCUGCUGGCGGACCGUGCCAACGCAGGCUGCAUCGCGUGGGAGGGUGGCCACGGCGAGUUCAAGCUCACGGACCCCGACGAGGUGGCGCGGCGCUGGGGCGAGCGCAAGAGCAAGCCCAACAUGAACUACGACAAGCUGAGCCGCGCGCUGCGCUACUACUACGACAAGAACAUCAUGACCAAGGUGCAUGGGAAGCGCUACGCCUACAAGUUCGACUUCCACGGCAUCGCCCAGGCCCUCCAGCCCCACCCCCCGGAGUCCUCUCUCUACAAGUACCCCUCGGACCUCCCGUACAUGGGCUCCUACCACGCCCACCCACAGAAGAUGAACUUUGUGGCGCCCCACCCCCCAGCCCUCCCCGUGACCUCGUCCAGUUUCUUUGCGGCCCCGAACCCGUACUGGAAUUCCCCGACUGGAGGCGAGGCCUCUCCCAGACGCCCCGGCCCGCGCUCAGUCCCAUCUGCGUCCUGGGGAGGAGUCCCCACGCCUUCCCACCGUUCCUUUGACUUCAGAUUUGACUCCAUUCGCCGCACCCAGCCCCGGGGGAAAGGAUCUGAAACCGUCUCAAUCUUCCUUUAA
Molecule: messenger RNA, 1058 nt
Organism: Myotis davidii
Lineage: Eukaryota; Metazoa; Chordata; Mammalia; Chiroptera; Vespertilionidae
Gene: FEV
Product: FEV (ETS oncogene family)
Exons: 3
Coding region: 315-1058 (247 amino acids)
Biological process (GO): cell differentiation; regulation of transcription by RNA polymerase II
Cellular component (GO): nucleus
Molecular function (GO): sequence-specific DNA binding; DNA-binding transcription factor activity, RNA polymerase II-specific
Source: RefSeq, a predicted model, not a curated record